CUACUAUAUUUAUAUCCCACCUCAUAGGCUGAAAUCCAAACUUUUUUUUUUCUUUUAGAGACAAAAGGAGAGAAAUGGGUGACAGUGUAGGAGAUGAGGUUUUCGUUAGGGAAUUUGAUGAUGACAGAGAUAUUGAAAUGGUGGGGAAGCUUGAGAGAAACUGUGAAAGAGGGUCUAAUAAUAAGGGGACCUCCAUAUUUACAAACAUGAUGGGUGACCCUUUGUGUAGAAUUAGGUUCUAUCCACUCCAUCUCAUGCUGGUAGCUGUGCUGCGCGAAAAUGGGGAGCUUGUCGGAGUAAUUCGGGGCUGCAUCAAGCAUGUGGGGACCAAAUUUGGGGGAAAAAAUAUCAAGUUGGGUUGCAUUUUAGGCCUUCGAGUGUCUCCAAAACAUCGGCGAAUGGGGAUUGGAUUAAAGCUUGUGAGAGCAAUGGAAGAAUGGUUGAUAAACAAUGAAGCACACUACACAUUCUUAGCAACAGAAAAGAACAAUGUUGCCUCUACAAAUCUCUUCACUUCGAAAUGUAAUUAUAGACACUUAAGCUCAUUAGUCAUAUUUGUUCAACCAAUCAAUUUUGGAAUGGAUCAUGGGGGUGCAUCACAAGAUAUUAAAGUAGAGAAGUUGAAUAUAGAUCAAGCCAUUUGUUUCUAUGAUCACAAGCUUCGAGGCAAAGACAUAGAUUUGGCUGACAUUGAUGCAAUCCUCAAGGAAAAGCAAAGCCUUGGCACAUGGGUAUCUUACUUCAAACAAGAUGAAUGGAUAGGUUUGCAUAGUAAAGAGAUGAAGAAUGAAGAUAUUAUUAGUACAAGUCCAAGCUCUUGGGCCAUGUUUAGUAUAUGGAACUCAUGUGAAGCUUACAAGAUUCAUAUAAAAAAGUACUCUCAUCCAUUGAAGUUUUUCCAUGAAACUUUGAGCCAUGCAAGAGACAAGAUCUUCCCUUGCCUUAAGAUCCCAAUAUGUGACUCACUUGAGAAGCCAUUUGGUUUCUUGUUUCUUUAUGGACUCCAUGGAGAAGGUGAGAGGGUGGAGGAGCUGAUGAAAUCUGCAUGGAAUUUUGCAUCCAGGUUGGCUGAGAAUGUGAAGGACUGCAAGGUGAUUAUAGCUGAGUUAGGUGUCUCUGAUCCUCUAAUGGAACAUGUUCCACAUUACUCAUCUAUGUCCAGAAUCGAAGAUCAAUGGUACUUGAAGAAAGUGAAUGGAUCCAUUAACGAUGAAGAUGAGCUAGGCAUGGUGGGAGAACUGGGAAAUGUGGUGGUUGAUCCUAGAGACUUUUAG
Messenger RNA from Gossypium arboreum, 1274 nucleotides. Its product is annotated as probable N-acetyltransferase HLS1-like. NCBI's taxonomy places the organism in Eukaryota, Viridiplantae, Streptophyta, Magnoliopsida, Malvales, Malvaceae. The transcript has 3 exons. Bases 75 to 1274 code for a protein of 399 amino acids. The record is from RefSeq and is a predicted model, not a curated record. Gene Ontology annotation, molecular function: acyltransferase activity, transferring groups other than amino-acyl groups.